AUGGCGCCUCCGCUCUCGCGUCCACCGGGCGCUCGCCUCGACUCCUGGCGGCGCCCGAGACGACGGAAACUUUUGUCUCAUUUCACUCUUGGCCGGUGCUGUGUUUCUCCCCGCCAAGUCUCUUCUCUCGUUCGCCCGGAACGAACACUUGAAUCGAACGAGCGUCUUCUGCUUUCGGAGAAGCAACGACUGCCUAUCCCCUCCAAGCCUCUCCUGGAGACGCCCCCUGGAUGCAGGACGGAGGAAGGCUCGCCCGAAAGUGACAAACCCCCAAACGGAGCUCAGCCUCGCGUCCCUGGUCGCGAACGUUACUCGCCAUUUCCUUUCUCUCCGGUUGCCGUGCCGCCAUCGACUUGGCCUGAACAGCUGCAAUCGUCUUCUCCCGCCUCCGUGUGUCCGUGGCCUCGCGGUUGUGGUCUCACUUUGCGCGUUCUAAACAGUACGGUACCUUCUGCCUCCCCACCGCCGUCGCGCGGUCUCGGUCACCAGGUCUACAGGUUGCUUUCGUCUUUCGCUUCUCCGUCCUCUUCUUCUGAUCUUCCUCCCUCCGCACCCGCUCUCCCCUUCGCCAACCGCCGAGUUGUCGGGUCUUCUCGCUCUUCGCGGCUCGGGGAUUCUCGGUCUUCCUCGUCUCCCCUCUCAUCACCCCUCCUCGCAUCGGCGUCGCCGUGUCCCUGCUUUGCCUCCUCUUCCUGCAUCCCUUCUCCCGGCUUCUUCUCUCGCGCCUUCGCAAGGCUGAGAGCGAGGCACCGCUCGCCCACGCGCUCGCCACGGCCGCCUCUCGAAACAGAGGAAGAAGCGCGCCAACUUGUAGGCGCAGAAGGAGACGCGCGCGGCGGAGACAGGGCGGAAGGGACAGAGACAGAAGGCGAAGGCGGCGUGCGCCGACCGAAAGAGGAAGCGGAAGAGGGGGAAGGGGGACAGGGAGGAGAGCAGCAAAAGCCGCCACGCUGGAGUGGAGCGGAAGGCGAUGAGGGAAGAGGCGUGAAGCGACUCCCCCGCAGCCGAAAGCAUGCCCCCGACGAUGCGUUCGCAUCGCUGCCGUCCUUGUGUCCUGAGUCCCCACGACUCCAAGGCAAAACGAAAAAGAAGGGGAACCCGUCUGCUGCCUCUUCCUUCCAGGUCAAGUGGAGUGCCAAGGCGGUUCUGGAAGCUCACAACGUCCUGUCCUCUGGUUCCACAGGGACAGAGGCGAACUCAGAAGGAAAGAACGGGAAGGCAAAGCAAAAAGAAAGCGUCGCCAACACUCUAGGUGUGCGACGCGCGCGUCUCCUUCCCGCGAGCGCAUGUCACGGAGGCGCGCGCCGGCGAGAGAAGCUCGUCACGGGCCAUCCUUGGGUCUUUCAUCACGAGCUUGCAAACCUGCAUGAACUGCGAGACGUCCGCACGGGCACACUCGUCGAGGUUGUCGACGAGGACGGCGCCGUCGUCGGUGUUGGGAUCCUGAAUCGCUUGGCCUCCAUCUCAGUUCGGCUCCUGCGUCACGCCCGCGGCCGCGUGACGCCCCUGGGUGACCCUGAGCAGUCCCGUCUCUCAGGGGCAACUCAGGCCUCUCCCGACACCCCAGACACAACCUCAUCUUUCGCCAUCCUUUCGGCGCCCUCUGACUCCUCGUCUGUCGCGCCGUCUUCCUCGACUUCCGCGUCUUCUUUGCCUGCUGGCAAGACGCCGCAUAGCUUCAGUCUGCUUGUGCCGACUCCACUUUUGCCUUGCCCGGUCGACGAGGUCGCGUCGCGCCUGCGUCGGGCGCUUCAUCGCCGGCGUGCCCUGGGCCUCAGCGAAGCUGCGCUUCUCAGGCCUUCCGCUUCGCCUCCGGCGCCUGUCUCCGCGGCCUCUCAGUCUUCGCGCGACCGUUUCUCUCCCUCUGUUCUCCGGGCGCUGAAGGCCUCAUCACGGGCGCGUACUCGGAGCCAAGAGAGCGAGCGCGCGACAGACGGCGGGAACGGCAUGUCGGUCGAGCGUGCAUCUGCCUUGCGCAGGGCCCUCUUCUACCGCGCAGUCUCCGGCGAGGCGGACGGCGUCCCGGGCGUUGAAGUGGACGUUUUUGAGACCCAGCCAGUAGACGGCGCAGCCGCACAGACCGUCCAACUGGUGCGCCUGCUCUCGGUGUCGGCUCGGCCGCUUUUGCCGCUCGUAGUCGACGCUCUCCAGGCGCUUCCUCCCGCAAGCUGUCUCGCAGUGCAGAGCCUCCACUCGCACAAAGAGAAACUUGCACAGGGCGGAGCGGAGUUUGUAACGGAGCUCGUCAAGGGAGACGAUCCUAGCGUCUGGUUCGAGCCUCUCGGCCUCCCCGUGCGCCCACAGCUCGCCACUAACCUUCUCCUCCCCCCCUUUGCGGCGUAUUCCCCUUCUUGCCAACAUCUCCAGCGCCUGUGUUUCCUUUUGACCGAGGCUCUCGCGUCCCAGUUUGAAGGCCCGCUGAGCCUCUUGAGCGUCCGCGCGGGACCGCGCGCCGUCGCCAUCGUUGCGGCUCUGUCUCGGGAAGACAUGCGCGAGACACCGAAGGGCGCGGCGUGUGUUCCGAAGGCAGACCACAUGGGAAGAAAUCAAGAGCGAGAGCUGAAGGGCUGGAAAACCGAGAGCAUCGUCAUGGUGGAAGAGGCGGAGACGCUCGCCAAACUGGCCGAAGAGACAGCAAGACGAAACGGACUUGCUGAGAAAGCUGCGGUCGUCUUUCGCCUCGACGUCGACGUAGAGCUGGAGAAAAUGGCCAGGAGCCAUCUCCAGUUCCAUCUGGCUUACCUCAACUUCCCUCCGGUCAUCAAUCCAUGCCCAACGCAGCGUCAUGGCCAGUUCGGGUCCGGAUACCGGCCGUCCUUUCGAGGUGUUUGUCGCGCGCUGCGCACCAGUCUGGAUUUGCUCCACCCCCAGGGCAUUCUCGUCUAUUCCGUGCUUCUCCCCAAAGAGGAGAACCGGGACGUGGGAUUCGACUUGCUGCGCUCAGCAGCGCAUGCAGCUGGAAAGAAGGCGGUGCUGCUGGGCGCCUGGGGUGCCAACUUUGACCAGCGAUGCCUCCUCAGUCAAGACGAUUUGUGGUACGAGCACGUCUACGCGGUGCGGGUUCAGUAA
This is a messenger RNA of Neospora caninum, 3069 nucleotides long. RefSeq lists its product as hypothetical. The record is from RefSeq and is a predicted model, not a curated record. Bases 1 to 3069 code for a protein of 1022 amino acids. NCBI's taxonomy places the organism in Eukaryota, Apicomplexa, Conoidasida, Eucoccidiorida, Sarcocystidae. The transcript has 7 exons. Gene Ontology annotation, molecular function: RNA binding.